This is a messenger RNA of Neoarius graeffei (lesser salmon catfish), 861 nucleotides long. It is a transcript of the gene nkx3.3, whose product is annotated as NK3 homeobox 3. NCBI's taxonomy places the organism in Eukaryota, Metazoa, Chordata, Actinopteri, Siluriformes, Ariidae. The record is from RefSeq and is a predicted model, not a curated record. Gene Ontology annotation, molecular function: RNA polymerase II cis-regulatory region sequence-specific DNA binding; DNA-binding transcription factor activity, RNA polymerase II-specific. The transcript has 2 exons. Gene Ontology annotation, biological process: regulation of transcription by RNA polymerase II; cell differentiation. Bases 1 to 801 code for a protein of 266 amino acids. Gene Ontology annotation, cellular component: nucleus.
AUGGCGAGCGACAGCUCUUCGUUCUCAAUACAUAGCAUUUUGAAUCGAGGGUUUGAGUCUCAGAGAAAUAAUCGAGUCUCACAGGAAUACAGAGACGGAUUUGUGAAGGCAGAGCUGCUCGGGAGGGUCGAAGGGAUCAGCUGCUGUCCCGGAUCCACUCAUCAGUGCCGGGAUGGGAAUGCAGAGGAUGGGAGCAGGAAUGGAAGCAUGGUGUACGGACACAGCAGGGUCGCUCCCUGUGCGCUCGACCUUGACACAUCAUCGGAUAGACAGUCCUGUGGAGAGGAGUCUACAGGAGAGGAGACAUUACAGGCAGAAAACAGACAAAAUCUUGAUGUGCAGGUUCCAGAUUUGGAGCUGGAGAAGAGGGAGAGCUGUGCUUUUCCUGAUCAUCACCCGAAAGCCAGUAAGAAGCGGUGCCGCGCCGCGUUCUCGCACGCGCAGGUGUGUGAGCUGGAGCGCCGCUUUAACCUGCAGCGCUACCUGUCCGGUCCCGAGCGCGCGCACCUGGCGGGAGCGCUCAAGCUCACCGAGACUCAGGUGAAGAUCUGGUUCCAGAACCGCAGAUACAAAACGAAACGGCGACAGAUGGCGGCCGAGCUCGCGGCUACCUCGGCGUCCACGCUGGCCAAGCGAGUGGCGGUAAGAGUGCUCGUCAAGGACGACCAGAGGCAGUACGGAGCGGAGGAUUUCCUCCCACCUCACUAUCUGCGCCUGUACCAGUCAUACCAGUGCUGCCCUUACAUGUACUGCCUUCAGCCCUGGAUGUCAAACAGCCCGCUCAAUACAAACCUGUACUGAGUACUGACCCCUUCCUCUGCUUCACACGGCUCUUUUUUUUUAUUCUGAAAGAUUGCAGGA